Molecule: messenger RNA, 709 nt
Organism: Gastrolobium bilobum
Lineage: Eukaryota; Viridiplantae; Streptophyta; Magnoliopsida; Fabales; Fabaceae
Exons: 2
Coding region: 131-559 (142 amino acids)
Source: RefSeq, a predicted model, not a curated record
CAUAGAGGGUUUAUCGUUUAACAGUAGGAAGGAAGCCAAACUCUCACCGCAUCUUCAAAUCUGCACUUAUUUUCAACAGAUUUGAGCUAUUUAGCAAGUGAAGCACAUUGAGUCUAAACUGUUAACAGGCAUGGCAAGCUUGUUCACAACAUCAACCUUCACCUAUUCUCCUGUCAACAGUGGUACCAGGGAUUUCAGAAAGUUGGGUAAACCUUCUAUAAGAGGGUGUGGCAUAAAAGCAAUGAGGACAUCCUUGGAGGAAUUGUACAAUGUGAAGGUGGAAAGAAAAUUGUCUCCUGAAAGACUAGCUCAGCUUGGAGUUUCAACAUGGUCAGUGUGGAAGACUGGAAAAAGCAAGUUGCCCUGGGACUGGCAGGUAGACCAAUUGGUAUAUAUAGAAGAAGGGGAAGUGAGAGUUGUGCCUCAAGGGAGCAAGCGUUUCAUGCAAUUUGUGGCUGGAGACUUGGUCCGGUACCCCAAGUGGUUUGAAGCUGACCUCUGGUUCAAUGGUCCAUAUCAAGAACGUUAUAGUUUCCGAGCAUAUGGUGAUGAUUGUUGAUGAUGAUUAUGCUUGACGGUCACAUGAAAUAGCAUGUGAUAUCUUUGUAAUAGAUGUGUGUUUUAUGGUUUUGUAGUUCUAAAUAUACUACCAAUGUAUUUGGGGAAUACUUGUGAUGAUUUUCCAUUAUUUAAAAGAAAUGUUAAUCCU